AUGGCGGCCCGUGCCGCGCUGCAGCGGAGCGUUGUGUCCCCGGCUGGCGGGCACCGCGCCUCGGUGAUCCUGCUGCACGGCUCAGGUGACACUGGCCCAGGAGUAAGAGCGUGGAUCAAACAAGUUCUGAAUCAGGAUUUGGUUUUCCAGCAUAUAAAAGUAAUUUAUCCAACAGCUCCUGCCAGACCGUAUACACCUAUGAGAGGGGCCCUCUCCACUGUGUGGUUUGACAGAUGGAAGAUCUCUAAUGAGUGUCCAGAACACAUUGAAACCAUUGACUCAAUGUGUCAGGUGCUUACAAACGUGAUUGAUGAUGAGGUUAAAAAUGGCAUCAGCAAGAAUAGGAUAAUUUUAGGAGGUUUUUCCAUGGGAGGUGGCAUGGCAAUGCAUUUAGCGUACAGGUAUCAUCAAGAUGUGGCUGGAGUCUUUGCUCUUUCUAGCUUUCUCAAUAAGACAUCUGCUGUUUACCAGGCUUUACAGAAAAAUGAAAGUGUCCUUCCUGAAUUAUUUCAGUGUCAUGGAACAGCUGAUGAGUUAGUUCUGCACUCGUGGGGUGAAGAGACCAACAAGAUGUUAAAAUCAUUGGGAGUAGCAACAUCUUUUCAUAGUUUUCCAAAUCUUAAACAUGAGUUACACAAAACUGAACUGGAAAAAUUGAGCUCCUGGAUUGUAAAGAAAUUGCCUGUAGAGACAGCAAUGUCAAAUGAAUAAAUGAAAUUAACUUAACAUUUCAAAAUAACAUGUUUAUGUAUGGCAAGGGCUUGCCUACAAUAACAGUUAAUGUACAGCAGGCUAGUGUGAGGUAAAUCUACAACCCAGCUUGCCACGCACUAAGUGUCUGUGUGGAUCCUGCUGCCUUACUAGUUCCCUAGUAUACUUUUCCCUAGUGUCUACCCUGCUUUGAAACAGGAGUAGAUCAAAGUGCACAGUGAAUGGUUAGUACAUGGCAGCAUGGUCCACAUGGACAGUUAGUGCAUGGAAAACUAGUGUGUGUGUCUAUUGCACGCUAGCCUGCAUCACGCUAACUGUUCAUAUACACAAGCCCUAAGAGUGUGCAUCAUCUAUUUCGUAAAUAUAAAUCCAGCUUCGUAUAGACACUGAUGUUAUAUACAACUUUCUUACAACCUAGCCCGGAUGAUGAUAAACUGCUGAUACUUACUAUGUUUUUACUGUCCAGUAUGCAAAACAUGGAAGCUACAACAUUCUGUGGAAGAUACGGAGAGUAUUAAAACCAUUUAUAAAUGGUCCAAACUAUUUUCAAAACUUUAAUAUAUAUUGUUCCAUGAUUUUCCAGAUCAUCCUGUUUUUGUUCCAAGAUGGAAAAAUCUGUAAUAGAUUUUUUUUUUUUAAGUAUAAAAAUAACUUUACAGUCUACAAACGUAGCAGUGUGUAAUAUAAGGCAAGUUACACUUGAGGAAAAAAUUAUGGUGCCAUUCCUGCAAAGACUUAAGCGUGUGCUUAACUUUAUGCACUGAGUAGUCCCAUUGGCUUCAAAAAGACUUACAGUAUGUAAAGUUAAACACACACGUACAGGGUUGUACUGCACUUCACAGAAAUCACUGAGGUUUGUGUUAAAAUGAGAAGUCUUUAGCUUCAGCACUGAUGCUUGUUAUGUACUAUCAUUGUGGUGAUAUUUAGAAAUCUAGUUUUGGAAUAGCUGUUAAAGCCGGAUUUGGGGGGUUUUUUUGGUUUUGUUUUUUUUAGGCAUAGGGAAUAAUGGACAGAAAGAUGCCAUAAUGGUUCUUAAAUAUACCCUGUUUUUGGAGGGAAAAAAAAUUCUUUGGGAAGAGCGUCUGUAGAGACUUAUAUUUGUGUCAACUAUUUUGGAGCCUGCAGGAUCACGUUUUAAACUAAAAGAUGAGGACACUUGAGUCCUCAGUGUGCAUUUAAAAGAGCUGUAAAUAACAAUGAUUGUGAUAUAAAGAAACCUCGUGUC
Molecule: messenger RNA, 1936 nt
Organism: Emys orbicularis (European pond turtle)
Lineage: Eukaryota; Metazoa; Chordata; Testudines; Emydidae
Gene: LYPLAL1
Product: lysophospholipase like 1
Exons: 5
Coding region: 1-711 (236 amino acids)
Biological process (GO): protein depalmitoylation
Cellular component (GO): cytoplasm
Molecular function (GO): palmitoyl-(protein) hydrolase activity; carboxylic ester hydrolase activity
Source: RefSeq, a predicted model, not a curated record